GGAAAGCUCUUGCAGUCGCAAUAGCAAAAGCGGGGGGCAGAGGUUGCGAGCUUUCACGCGCGCUUAGAUUAAGUCAGUUUUUGAUAGUGCAGGUUGGGAAAGGACGGAGCCGGGGAACCAGCUCCCGGUAUUCCCUCCCUUACCUUUUUUUCCCCUCUUCCCCCCCGGCCCUUUCUUUUCUAACCUCUAAGCUGGCCCCCGAGCCGCCGCGGCGGGGCCGGGGGCGAGGCGGGCGGUGCAGCAGCCCCGCUCCAGCUCUCGGGCGCCCGGCGUCUCCGUAGCCGCCCCCGGGAUUCGAACUCGCGUCCCGGGGCAGCGCCGGGGCUGCGGCUGGACGGGGAGCGCCCGCAGAAGCCCGAGCCGCCCUCGGCGCCCGGGACGAGGAUGGUGCUGGACAAGGAGGACGAGACUUGUUCUCUUCUCCCCUGAGCGGAGGCUGCUGGAGCAGAAGCAUCUGUCCCCGGACUUUUCUUGAUUGCGGAGAUGAUGGUGCUGGACAAGGAGGACGGUGUGCCAAUGUUAUCUGUACAACCCAAGGGGAAGCAGAAGGGCUGUGCUGGCUGCAACCGGAAGAUCAAGGACCGGUACCUGCUGAAGGCUCUGGAUAAGUACUGGCAUGAAGACUGCCUAAAGUGUGCCUGCUGUGACUGUCGUCUUGGAGAGGUUGGAUCAACUCUUUACACAAAAGCAAAUCUCAUUCUUUGCCGCAGAGAUUAUCUGAGGCUCUUUGGUACCACCGGGAAUUGUGCUGCCUGCAGUAAACUGAUCCCUGCCUUUGAGAUGGUGAUGAGGGCCAGAGAUAAUGUUUACCAUUUGGACUGCUUUGCCUGUCAGCUCUGCAACCAGCGGUUCUGUGUGGGAGACAAAUUUUUCCUGAAGAACAACAUGAUCUUGUGUCAGAUGGACUAUGAGGAAGGGCAGCUGAAUGGGAGCUUCGAAUCCCAGGUUCAAUAACAAACCCUGCUUCGCUGAAGCACUGCGGGAUGGGUGCUUGGCCACGUGAGCAGCGAGAGCGCCUGUCAGCUUGCCUGCAAUAUUUUUUUAAUUCUUGGUCCAGAGAGGACUAUACAUUGUAGUACUUUCCCCCCCAACACAAAGCAGUUACAAUUUUAGAUGUACGGUUGUGCCUGCUUAGCUGAGCACUGCAUUGCCUGUAUGUUUGUGAGUUUUUGGGGUCUGGGGGAGGGCUCUGUACAGACUGUUUUCUGUAUAUAAACUGGAACAUUUAUUUUAUGAAAAAAUGUAAUGCAAUUUUAUUACUGGUGUGAAUUAAAAAUUAUGAAUGUUUCCUGCUCAGCUGUGGUUUGUUCCUCACGCAGUGAAAGUCUGUAUUUCCUGUGCUGCUCGUUGAACAGACUAUUAGAAAUAUAUACACACGUUCCUGGAAGCUACAUGAAUAAAAGCAGAAGCGGGAGCUUGCACACAGAAACUAGGGGAAGGAAUGCUGCUGCAGUCAGACCUCUCUGCUCAAAGUGCAUGGAGAGUUGUCUGCUUGCUGGGUGGUACAGUGGGAA
Cuculus canorus (common cuckoo) is the source of this 1514-nucleotide messenger RNA. RefSeq names its product LIM domain only 1 (gene LMO1). Gene Ontology annotation, molecular function: transcription coactivator activity; DNA-binding transcription factor binding. The transcript has 5 exons. The coding region runs from base 484 to 954 and encodes 156 amino acids. The record is from RefSeq and is a predicted model, not a curated record. Lineage: Eukaryota; Metazoa; Chordata; Aves; Cuculiformes; Cuculidae. Gene Ontology annotation, cellular component: nucleus. Gene Ontology annotation, biological process: positive regulation of transcription by RNA polymerase II.